CUCAGUGCUGCAGCAAGAGCCACACGCCUGUCCAUCCAGCGAUCACCAUGACCGACGCAGCCAUCUCCUUCGCCAAGGACUUCUUGGCCGGCGGUGUGGCCGCUGCCAUCUCUAAGACCGCUGUAGCACCCAUUGAAAGAGUCAAGCUGCUGCUGCAAGUCCAACAUGCAAGCAAACAGAUCACAGUUGACAUGCAAUACAAAGGAAUCAUGGACUGUGUUGUCCGUAUCCCCAAAGAACAAGGCUUCUUAUCCUUCUGGCGUGGUAACCUUGCCAAUGUGAUCAGAUACUUCCCAACCCAGGCCCUGAACUUCGCUUUCAAAGACAAGUACAAGAAGAUCUUCCUUGAUAAUGUUGACAAGAGGACCCAGUUCUGGCGUUACUUUGCUGGAAACCUGGCCUCCGGUGGUGCAGCUGGUGCGACCUCUCUGUGCUUUGUCUACCCACUUGACUUUGCCAGAACCCGUCUUGCUGCUGAUGUGGGCAAAGCUGGUGCUGAUAGAGAAUUCAAGGGUCUUGGCGACUGCUUGGCUAAGAUCUUCAGAUCCGAUGGGCUUAAAGGCCUGUACCAGGGCUUCAAUGUGUCUGUCCAGGGCAUCAUCAUUUACAGAGCCGCCUACUUUGGCAUCUAUGACACAGCUAAAGGUAUGCUUCCAGAUCCUAAGAACACACACAUCUUUAUCAGCUGGAUGAUUGCUCAGUCAGUGACAGCAGUGGCCGGUUUUGCCUCCUACCCAUUCGACACAGUCCGUCGUCGUAUGAUGAUGCAGUCUGGAAGGAAAGGAGCUGAUAUCAUGUACUCUGGCACAAUUGACUGCUGGAAGAAGAUUGCACGUGAUGAAGGCUCAAAGGCUUUCUUCAAGGGCGCUUGGUCCAAUGUUCUGAGAGGAAUGGGUGGUGCUUUCGUGCUAGUCUUGUAUGAUGAGCUGAAGAAAGUAAUCUAAACAUGUCCCCAUGUCUGUGACCUGGCAUGCUGUAAAAUGUAACAUACCAAGAGCGUUCAUGGACUUUCUAUUUUUUUGUCAAACACACCUUUUAUUUAUAAGUUGUAACUGGUUAUCUUACUGGUUAAUGUUGGGAACCAAUUUGAUUACAUCUCACCAGCUUUCCAUGUUAACAUAAAUCAUUCCCUUAUACCCAAGUACUUCCUUCGGCGCCUGCAGUGAACCAUCUGUAGUGCGCCUGUGGUAGUAUGGGCUGACUCGUUGGGACUCAAUGCUCCUUUAUUUUUUAUUUCAGUCAUUCAUGUUUUUAAGUAACUUAGGUUGGAGGAAAUAAAAAAUAUGGA
Molecule: messenger RNA, 1288 nt
Organism: Bufo bufo (common toad)
Lineage: Eukaryota; Metazoa; Chordata; Amphibia; Anura; Bufonidae
Gene: SLC25A5
Product: solute carrier family 25 member 5
Exons: 4
Coding region: 48-944 (298 amino acids)
Biological process (GO): mitochondrial ADP transmembrane transport; mitochondrial ATP transmembrane transport
Cellular component (GO): mitochondrial inner membrane
Molecular function (GO): ATP:ADP antiporter activity
Source: RefSeq, a predicted model, not a curated record